This is a messenger RNA of Fonsecaea nubica, 1689 nucleotides long. RefSeq lists its product as hypothetical. Bases 1 to 1689 code for a protein of 562 amino acids. The record is from RefSeq and is a predicted model, not a curated record. The transcript is spliced from 3 exons. Lineage: Eukaryota; Fungi; Ascomycota; Eurotiomycetes; Chaetothyriales; Herpotrichiellaceae.
AUGGCCGAACAAGCACCUCAAGUUAACGGCGUGCAUCGCCAAGUCAAUGGCCACCAAAACGGACACGAACCUUUUUUCGAGGCCAUCAUAGUUGGCGCUGGCUUUGCAGGUCUUCGCGAGUUGUAUGAGCUGCGAAAACGUGGCGUCUCUGCUCGCGUUUUCGACGCUGCGGGUGGAGUGGGAGGUACAUGGUAUUGGAAUCGAUACCCCGGUGCCCGAACCGACAGUGAAAGUUGGGUUUUCAUCUUUACGUUUCUGGAGGAAUUGGGCAUGGAAUGGUCAUGGAAAGAGCGAUUCCCUCAGCAACCAGAGGUCGAGCAGUACCUGAACAAGAUUGCCGACUAUCUCGACCUUCGGAAAGACAUCCAGUUGAACACUCGUAUCGUAUCGGCUCAUCGUGACGAGGUCCAAAAUCGUUGGAGAAUCACCACCGACAAGGGCGAAACUUAUACUUGCAAAUUCCUGAUUACAGCUGCUGGAGUCCUGGCCACGCCACUCCGGCCACCUUUUCCUGGUCUGGACUCGUUUCAAGGUGAAUGGUACCAAUGUGGACUGUGGCCCAACAAGAAAGUCGACUUCACAGGGAAGAGAGUCGGACUUAUUGGAGCAGGGGCCACGGCAGUCCAAGUUGCACCGAUUGUCGCCCACAAUGCGAAGAGCCUCACCAUGUUCCAAAGGACACCCAACUACGUUGUUCCAGCUCGUAACUACCCGAUCACCAAAGACCAGAUGGACGAAAUCACCAGAACCAACAAAGAGAUAUGUGAACGCGCCCGGACUCAUUCCAUGGGUUUCGAUAUCAUUGAUUCGAAAUUGAAAUUCGACGACCUGGAGGACGAGAAGGCCAUUCAACGCGUUCUCGACGCGGGUUGGGAAAAGGGCGGGUUUCAUUAUUUCUUCGAGACGUUCGCAGACACGCUCACCAACCCCAAGACCAACGAGGUGGCCUCUGAGUUUGUUCGCAACAAGAUCCGUGCCAUUGUCAACGACAAGAAAACGGCGGAGCUCCUAUGCCCUACCUACCCAAUCUUUUCCAAGCGACCACCAGCUGGACACAACUACUACCAAACGUUUAAUCGGAGCAACGUCGAGCUUGUCGACGUCAAAAACGACCCUAUUCAGGAGAUCACGCCAAAGGGGGUCAAGUUGGCAAGCAAUAAAGAAUACGAAUUUGACAUGAUCAUCUUCGCUCUAGGGUUUGACGCCGUCACCGGCACCAUAGCAAACAUCGGUAUUCACGGUAGUGAUGGCCAACCAAUUGGUGACGUGUUCAAAAAGGAACUAACGACAUCAUACGGCGUCACCAUCCCAGGGUUUCCGAAUCUAUUCAUGAUCUUUGGACCCCAAACUCCCUUUGCCAACGGACCGAUGGUCAUUGACAUCGUCGCCGACUAUAUCGGGAAGACGAUAUCGUACCUGAAAAGUCACGACAUCGACCGCAUCGAGUCCAAGAAGGAAGCGGCCGAACGCUGGAGCUCCGAGGUCAACCACGUUUUCGAGCAAACCGUGGUCGCUCAAACGGCAAUGGACGUCAAGUCAUGGUAUGUGGGCGCCAACAUCCAAUCCAAGCUCCACAAGACUCUACUCUACUUUGGGGGAAUACCGAGGUACAUGGAGAUACUGAACAAGGAGAUCGAGGAGAGAUAUCCCUCACAUACCUUGUCUGGACCGAAGGAAGUUACGGUGUAA